Molecule: messenger RNA, 2481 nt
Organism: Penicillium samsonianum
Lineage: Eukaryota; Fungi; Ascomycota; Eurotiomycetes; Eurotiales; Aspergillaceae
Exons: 4
Coding region: 1-2481 (826 amino acids)
Source: RefSeq, a predicted model, not a curated record
AUGUCCCGCCGAGCACCACCCCGCGACUACGACGAGCAAGAUGAAUUCUACGAGAUGGAACGAGAGCGCGAGCGAGACCACAGGCCGCGCCGACGAGAUCGCGACUAUGAAGAAGAUGUUGAAUAUCGUCGCCGAAGGUCUGAGCCCCUAGUCGAGGAUAUGGAGCGGAUGCACGUCCGAGAACGUCCCAGGCGAGACUUCAUGGAAGAGAGCUUUGCGCCACCGCGAGCACGGGAUGAUGUGGUUCUCAUGCGGUCAAGGGAGGAGGUAGAUAUGGUCUCGCCUGAGCGAUAUAUGCCUCUAGACCGCGAUGAUGCCUAUAUGCGGCCGUCUGGGUCCCGGCGUAGACCUCGUCCUCGUGAGCUAGACGAGGCAGAUUUUGGUUUUGAGGAACGAGAGAGACGCCGGGGCAGUCGACGUCAACCGCGAGACGUCGACGAGGAUUUGAUUUCCGAGGAGAGAGAAAGACGUGGAGAUGGAAGGCAUCGUCCUGAGCGAGAGCGAGAAGUCGAAGACGAUCUUUUCAUUGACGAAAGAGCAACGCGUGGAGAUAGGAAACAUCGUCCAGCAAGGGAGCGAGAAGUUGAAGGCGAUCCUUUCAUCGACGAAAGAGAAAGGCGUCGAGACAGAAGGCAUCGCCCGGAGCGAGAAUCCGAAGAGGAUCUUCUGUUUGAGGAAAGACUAAGGGAAAGAGGCAGUGGUAGGAGGCGUCGUCCAGAGCCAGAAUUAGAGGAGGACGAGGAACUCAUCGUCGAACGGGAAAGACGCCGAGGAAGUAGGCGCCAUCCUCGGGAACUUGAAGAGGAUGGUUUGAUUAUUGAAGACAGAGAAAUACACAGAGGAAGUAGGCGUCACCCAGAACGAAGGUCUGAGGACGAUCUUCUCUUUGAGGAGAGAGAAAAACGCCACCGCAGGCGGCGUCCAGAAAGAGACUUCGAAGAGGACCUCUUAGUUGAGGGACGGGGGAAACAUGGAGGAAGAAGACACAGACCAGAGCGCGAAUUCGAGGAAGAGGAAAUGGUAAUCCGACGGAAAGAAAGGGAAGAGCCUCCUCUACGUCGCGGAUGGGACAGUGAAAUCGAUAUUCGAUCGCGUGAAAGAAGAUUGGAGUUUGAGGACGAAGAGCCACACCACCGACCACGGCCACGGCCUCCGCCUCUCCAAAGGGUCGAGGUGGAAGAGGUCCUCCUUGACAAUGCGCCCCCAGAGCGACGCCGAGGCCCGAUCGAUUUUCCAGAUCGAGAAUAUGAAGACGAUGAUGUGGUCAUCCGGCGAAAGGACAAAGGACCAGGGCUGGUCGACCGCGUUGAUGAGGAGGAAAUAGUUAUACGCGGACGUGAAAAACGACGCAGUGUACCUUCCGAGGAUCUCGAACGUGAAUUAAGAGGUCUUCGACGAGGGGGUGGGGAACAGAUUCCACUGGAUGAAGAGCUUAGCAUGCGCUCACAGUUUGACUCCAAGUCACGCUCCCGAGACCUUGAAGAGGUUAAGGAAGAGAUCAGUAUUCGGAAAACAAAGGACAAGCUCCCAUCUCGCCAGCCGUCACCUUCUUUGGAUUCGAUACAUGUACCCCCAAUCCACCAAGACGUGUUUACCCAUCAUAGGCACAUUGACCAUGGCUAUGAAGACGCUCAUACACCUCGUGUGCGCAGCCCAGAAGCGCGAUCCCGGAGAGGUAGUUUUGAUGAAAUUGAUAUUCAGCAUCGAAAGAUGCGAGGUGGACGAAUGUCAGAGGAAAACAUAGUCCUCAAACACCGUGACAGUGAAGAGUCUCUUGCUCCCGAAGACUCAAUAUCUCCCACUAGCGGCCCAGCUUUUGAUUUCAACGACCCGUGGGAGCGGGAGACAAAACCCGCAACUCGUCGUCGACCCAAGCCGCUAGACGAUGAGAGCGAGUUAUCUUACAGCCACGAAAUAAGGGAUGCCGCUUCCAUGCGUGAUCUGGAAAAGGAUAUAAUGAUCGAGAGCACCCGGAUAGUAAACAAGGCCUCUAGAGGCACGGACGACUGGUCUGUGGUGCAUGCUCCAUCCCAGGACGAAGCUAUUGAGAUGACCGGAGGUCUGGACGUUGUUGAGGUCAAACCUCGACAUGCGUCAGUGGAUGAAGCGGAAAUGGGACGGAUUGCCCAGCAGGUCACAGACCCGGAGGAGACGCGAAAUGACCGGUGGACCGAAAUACCGAAGAGAUUGGUAGUGAGGGAAGCUAUUGAACAAAUGGGGUUCGAGUAUGAAGAGACGAGGACGUGCUACUACAUCUUCUCGUACCUCAAGCCGGAGGACAUAGAUGAGCUUGUCGAAUUGUCCGACGAGAUUCGAAGUGCUCGUCGCAGACGCAUCCGUGACAUCCAGCGGGAGCGGGCCUCCGUGCCUGAUAUAAUACCCCCUAUUAGGCCUCGUGUGGGAAUGCCUCCGCGGGUACGGAUGGUAGAGAAGCGGAUGCAAGAUAUUCGAGAUCGAGAAUGGAUGCAUUCUCGGAGGUAA